AUGAAGCACUCGAGCAGCUCGUGUCUGCUGCCCCUCGUGGCGCUCUGCAGCCUGGCCUGCGACCUGGUCCAGGCACAGGUCCUCUUCCAGGUACGCUGCACACAACCUGCAUGUCAUAGUACGACGACGAGUACAAUAUUGCUUGUGAUCAGAAUGCAGUCAAUCUGCUAUGACCCAUGCAUGCCACGAUCUGUCCGUGCAGGGUUUAACUGGGAGUCGUGGAAGAAGCAGGGAGGCUGGUACAACAGUCUCAGGGGCCAAGUCGACGACAUCGCCAACGCCGGCGUCACGCACGUCUGGCUGCCUCCACCCUCGCACUCCGUCUCCCCUCAAGGCUACAUGCCGGGGCGCCUGUACGACCUGGACGCGUCCAAGUACGGCGCGGCGGCGGAGCUCAGGUCCCUGAUCGCGGCGUUCCACAGCAGGGGCGUGCAGUGCGUGGCGGACAUCGUGAUCAACCACCGGUGCGCUGACAAGAAGGACGCGCGCGGCAUCUACUGCGUCUUCGAGGGCGGGACACCGGACGACCGCCUCGACUGGGGCCCCGGCAUGAUCUGCAGCGACGACACGCAAUACUCGGACGGGACCGGGCACCGCGACACAGGUGAGGGCUUUGCCGCGGCGCCCGACAUCGACCACCUCAACGAGCGCGUCCAGCGGGAGCUCUCCGACUGGCUCAACUGGCUCAAGACCGACUUGCUAACAGGAUUCGACGGCUGGCGCCUCGACUUCGCCAAGGGCUACUCCCCGGCCUUCGCCAAGAUGUACCUCAAAAACACCAAGCCGAGCUUCGUCGUGGCUGAGAUAUGGAACUCGCUUAGCUACGACGGUGACGGCAAGCCAGAGCCCAACCAGGACCAGUGCCGGCAGGAGCUGGUGAACUGGGUGCAAGCGGUCGGCGGGCCGGCGAUGGCCUUCGAUUUCACAACCAAGGGACUGCUGCAGGUGGGCGUGCAGGGCGAGCUGUGGCGGCUGCGCGACGGGUCCGGCAAGGCGGCCGGCAUGAUCGGGUGGAUGCCGGAGAAGGCCGUCACGUUCGUCGACAACCACGACACCGGCUCAACGCAAGCUCUAUGGCCGUUCCCGUCCGACAAGGUCAUGCAGGGCUACGCCUACAUCCUCACGCACCCAGGGGUCCCGUGCAUCCUCUACGACCACAUGUUCGACUGGAAUCUCAAGCAGGAGAUAUCGGCGUUGGCCGCGAUCAGGGCUCGAAACGGCGUCCACGCCGGGAGCAAGCUGCGGAUCCUCGUCGCGGAUGCCGACGCGUACGUGGCCGUCAUCGACGAGAAGGUCAUGGUGAAGAUUGGAACGAGGUACGACGUGGGCAACGUGAUCCCGUCGGAUUUCCACCCCUCGGCGCACGGGAAGGACUACUGCGUCUGGGAGAAGGGGAUGAGCCUCCGCGCACCGGCAGGGCGGCACCUUCAGGGAUUCAAACCUGCAUGGAAGCAGUCGGCCGGUCGGGGCUCGAAUCCCGGUACCCAUAAAUAGCCUCUAAAGGAGGCUGGCUAAAAAAAAAAAAGACCUUUUUCUAAAAAAAAAAUGCAGCACAGCACAUAAUACUCCCCACG
Messenger RNA from Phragmites australis (common reed), 1574 nucleotides. Its product is annotated as alpha-amylase isozyme 3D-like. Lineage: Eukaryota; Viridiplantae; Streptophyta; Magnoliopsida; Poales; Poaceae. Gene Ontology annotation, biological process: carbohydrate metabolic process. The record is from RefSeq and is a predicted model, not a curated record. Bases 1 to 1494 code for a protein of 497 amino acids. Gene Ontology annotation, molecular function: calcium ion binding; alpha-amylase activity. The transcript has 4 exons.